AUGUUCUUCGCAGGAAUUCUCAAGUCGAUCUUGAAAGAAUCAAGAACUGAUGAUUACAAUUUUCUUCAUCCUUUCAUCCCUCCUUCUUCACCAUCAUCAUCAACACGUCAAUACAGUUACGACGUCUUCCCAAGCUUUUUCGGUCAAGACGUCCGCAGAAGCUUUCUCAGCCACUUUCUUGAAGGGUUGAAAGGCAAGGGAAUCAAAACGUUCGUAGAUCAUGGGAUCAUGAGGAGCGAUUCUAUCAACUCUGAGCUCGUAAGAGCUAUUAGGGAGUCAAGGAUUGCCGUCGUGAUCCUCUCUAAGAACUACGCCUCUUCGAGCUGGUGUCUAAACGAGUUGCAGUUAAUUUUAGAGUGCAGGGUUACUUUAGGACAGACUGUUAUGACAAUCUUCUACGAUGUGGAUCCGUCUGAUGUGAGAAAGCAGACUGGAGAUUUCGGGAAAGUCUUUGAGGAAACUUGUGAUGGGAAGACAGAGGAAGAAAAGCAGAGAUGGAGAAAAGCUUUGACUGAAGUUGCGGUUAUUGCUGGAGAACAUUCUGUUUCAUGGGCUAGUGAAGCGGCGAUGAUCUCGAAAAUCGUCAUGGAUGUUUUAAACGAGUUACCGUCUUCAGACUUUGAUCGGUUAGUUGGAAUUGAAACUCAUGUAGAAAAUAUGAAAUCAAUGAUAUGCUUAGAAUCCGAUGAGGUUAAGAUAGUGGGAAUAUGGGGUCCUGCUGGUAUUGGCAAAACCACUAUAGCUAGAGCUUUAUACAAAGAAGUGUCUUGCAACUUCCAGCUUAAAUUUUAUAAGGAGAAUCUUGAGGAAACGCAUAGGAUAUUGCUCACACUUGACCACAUUGGCUUGCAAAACCAUUUGGAAAAAGAGAUACUCUCUGGAGUUUUAGAUCAUCGGGAAAUGAAGAUACCCGACUUACAAGAGGCGCAAUUUAGGUUAAAGCACCAGAGAGUCCUUCUCAUUCUUGAUGAUGCCUGUUCCGAGGAGCUACAAGCUUUAGGAAAUCUAAUUAAGGGUCUUAGAUUCGGAAGUAAGGUUAUUGUGACGAAUGUAAAUCUAAAUACAUUUCGGAGGAACGAGAUCAAUCAGAUAUACAAAGUUGCUUUCCCAUCAAGCGAAGAAGCUCAACAAAUCUUCUCAUACUCUGCGUUUGGGCAAAGCUCUCCACCAAGAGGUUACAUGGAGCACGCCAUCGAAGUAGCGCAGUUUGUUGCUCCUUUUCCACUUGGUCUCAAGGUUUUAGGAUCGGCUUUACGUGGGAAGAGCAAAGAGGAGUGGCUAAUGACACCAGCUAAACUCGAAACUUAUAUUGACGACAAGGAAAUUGAGAAAGCAAUAAGAUAUGCAUAUGAUGGUUUAUCUGAGAAACACAAAACAUUAUUUAAUCUGUUAACUGAAAAUAUAAGCUUUGGUGUGAACGUGAAAGACGCCAUAUUCUCGCUUUCGGAGAAGGAUUGGGACGUGGAGAAAGGGAUACAAACCCUAGCUGAUAUGGGUCUCAUCUCUAUAUCUAGGGAAAGAGGAAUCAGCAUGCACUGUUUGGUACGCUUAAUGUCUAUAAGGUUAUGUUGGACCACCAGCUUAUAA
This is a messenger RNA of Arabidopsis lyrata subsp. lyrata, 1587 nucleotides long. RefSeq names its product probable disease resistance protein RPP1. NCBI's taxonomy places the organism in Eukaryota, Viridiplantae, Streptophyta, Magnoliopsida, Brassicales, Brassicaceae. The transcript has 2 exons. Gene Ontology annotation, biological process: signal transduction; defense response. Bases 1 to 1587 code for a protein of 528 amino acids. The record is from RefSeq and is a predicted model, not a curated record. Gene Ontology annotation, molecular function: ADP binding.